Molecule: messenger RNA, 1764 nt
Organism: Lineus longissimus
Lineage: Eukaryota; Metazoa; Nemertea; Pilidiophora; Heteronemertea; Lineidae
Product: SAC3 domain-containing protein 1-like
Exons: 9
Coding region: 173-1207 (344 amino acids)
Biological process (GO): spindle assembly; centrosome duplication
Cellular component (GO): nucleus; spindle; centrosome
Source: RefSeq, a predicted model, not a curated record
GUCUCAGCUGCAGCAUCUGUAACGUCUUCUCCAUCUUCAUAGCUAUCGGCAACUACCACACCAUGCAUGAACCUAGAACCACGGCACGCCUUAAAGAAAGAAAAUUUUCCAACAAAAAGCACUGCCACAGGCUUCAUUGUAGCUAUCCAGAAUCCUUGACCUCAUCAUUGGAAUGGGUGAAAACCAAACAAUAUCGGGCACAUGUCAAACCAUGUGUCCUGAAAAGGAGUUUUCUUUGAGAGAAAGAGAGGGUUUACUUCAUCCAUUUGAAGUCCAGAAAACUUCUCACAGAACAAAAAGACCUCCGGGUGACCGAGGCAAAACUGUGAAAAGCUAUAGUCGUCCUGCUGCAGGGAAACGUGGACCUCAUCCAGGUGAUCUGAGACCUGCCCCAGUUUUAGUUAAAACUGUCAACUAUCUUAUUGACAACAUUUCCUCAAAAGAUGAUGGGGGGUGGACCAUGGUUUAUGAGUAUGUGUUUGACAGAUUACGAGCUGUGAGACAGGAUGCUGUCAUUCAGCGGAUACACGGGUCACCACUGGUGGAGAUUCUCGAGAAAGUCAUUAGAUUCCAUAUCUUUUCAAGUUAUCGACUUGCAAUGGAGCCCCAACUAAAUUUUGAUACGAAAAUAAAUGACACUCACGUACAAGAAAGUCUGAAACGGCUUCUAAGAGUUUAUGAAGUGGAGGAAGACUGCAACUGCCAGAACAGAAAAGAAUUUGAAUCAAUUUACAUUUUAUACAACCUUGGGAACACUGAGGCAUUGCAUCAUUAUCUGACCUUAAGUAAGACAAUGCGGAACAAUGAACAAUUGAAGUUGGCAUUUGCAAUCAACCAAGCCUAUCUACUUUCUAAUUACGUCAGGUUCUUUAGAUUGGUGAAAAAUCUCAACAUCAUGGGCAUGUUAGCCGUUCAUAGACAUUUUGCUCAAAUUGAGUGGGGCGCCCUGAAGAUAAUGGCAAGUGGGUUCCAUAGUAAGAACCUACGCUACCCCAUCAGUAAUCUCAGCAAUAUCUUACAGUAUGGCAAUGAUGAUCAUCUCAUAAACACUUGUAAACAGUCUGGCUUUGAUGUGACAGAUCAAGGAGUUCAGUUCAUGAAAACUAGUUUCAAUCAGGCGAGCAAGGUUCCCAUUCGACAUUGCAGCUUUAUUGAUGAGAUACUUGAAAGCUAUUCUGUGGUGGAUAUUCUUCAUGGGAUAACAUGACCUAAGCCUUGAUAAAUAUCUUGGAGAAAGGAAUUUAAACACAGUCAAUUAAUCAGAUUGAUGCUGUGGACAGCGCCUUGAGCACCAUUUCCAUGGUGGAUCUGGCGCUAUACAAGUUCUGUAUUGAUUGAUUGAGUGAUUUGACAGGGCCGAUGCGAUUAAAGUUUACUGCAAAUUUAUAUCAUUAAACAUUUCUAUUUGAUAUCUAAUAUGCUUUGGUGGUCUGUCACAGAGAAUGUCCCUCUAUGGUUAGCCUUUUCAAUUUCUGGAUGGUUUAAACUGAAAACUAGAUUUUAUCGACAAACUCACCGGGGAAAUUCUUCAUACUUGGAUUUUACAUUCUUAGUCUUAUGCCUUAGAGUUUGAAGUAAGCCCAAUGCUUUUUAAUGCUCCAAAUGUAUAAUGUUUUACCACUCCUUUCUAUACUUCGGCUGCCAUCAAAAACAUGUCAGUUCUAUUGGACUGUCUUUGGAUCACAUCUUAUUCGCUCGAAUUUUGCUUUCAUUGUGACCACAAUUUCCGUUUUUUUAUCAAAUAUACUUAUCUUGUACUUUAAG